Messenger RNA from Spirodela intermedia, 1396 nucleotides. The record is from the annotation of a GenBank genome assembly. NCBI's taxonomy places the organism in Eukaryota, Viridiplantae, Streptophyta, Magnoliopsida, Alismatales, Araceae.
AUGGAUCCCGCCGACGAGUUUUCGGCGGCGGCGAACCCGUUCAGAUGCUGGGACCUGAGGGUGGGGCACCCAAACAGGCUGAUCGAGGCGGCGGCGUCGCUGCUCGCCGCCCAGGUGGAGGCGGUGCCGCCGGGGAGGGGGGAGCUGGAGGAGAUGUUCCAGGCGUACGGAGUGAGGUACCAGACGGUGGAGAAGAUCGGGGAGCUGGGGUUCACGGUGAGCACGCUGGCCGCGAUGAGGGAGGAGGAGCUUGAGGACAUGAUGGCCGCCUUGUGCCAUGUCUUCCGGUGGGAGCUCCUCGUCGGAGAGAGGUACGGCAUUAAGGCCGCUGUCCGCACCGAGCGGCGGCGGCGGCAGCUCGACGGGUUCUUCCAACUGGACGAGGAGGAGCAGCGGCGGCGCCGCCAGGUCGUCUCCCCCGACUCCGGCGCCCUCGACGCCCUCUCCCAGGAAGGUGAGCACCCACCCGUUCUCCGUCCUCCUCUGCCCCCGCAUCCUCUGACGGCGCCGCCGGUUCUUCGUUACUGGUUCAUUUGCAGGCCUAUCGGAGGAGCGGGUCCAGCAGGAGAGGGAGGCGGUGGCCAGCGGCGGCGAGGCCUGGGAAGGCCACAAGAAGAAGAAGACGACGGCGACCAGGAGGAACAAGAAGACGACGCCGAAGAAGAAGAAGAACGAGGAAGAGGAAGACGGCGAAGAGGAGGAGGACGACGACGAUGACGAAGAAGACGGCGAGGGAGAGUGCGAGGGGAAGGUCUCCGGCGGCGGCGCCGCGGCCGGCGGGGAGCGACAGCGGGAGCACCCGUUCAUCGUGACGGAGCCCGGAGAGGUCGCCCGGGGGAAGAAGAACGGCCUCGACUACCUCUUCCACCUCUACGACCAGUGCCGCGACUUCCUCCUCCAAGUCCAGUCGAUCUCCCGCGAACGCGGCCACAAGUGCCCUACCAAGGUCUAAAACCUUCUCUCUCUCUCUCUCUCUCUCUCUCGUUGUCUACUGAGAUGCGGAGGGGCUGGUGGCGCCACCGUGCAGGUGACGAACCAGGUGUUCAGGUACGCGAAGGAAGCGGGGGCGAGCUACAUAAACAAGCCGAAGAUGAGGCACUACGUGCACUGCUACGCGCUGCACUGUCUGGACGAGGAGGCGUCGAAUGCGCUGAGGAGAGGGUUCAAGGAGAAGGGGGAGAACGUCGGAGCCUGGCGGCAGGCCUGCUACCAGCCGCUGGUGGCGCUGUCAGCGCGCCACCAUGGAUGGGACGUGGACGCGCUCUUCAACUCACACCCCCGGCUCUGCAUCUGGUACGUGCCCACCAAGCUCCGCCAGCUCUGCCACCUCGCCCGCAGCACCGCCGCCUCCGCCGCAGCGCAACCGCCCCACGGUGGCAUCCCUUACCUCUUCUAG